GCGAAGGGUGCGGCGAGCACACAGCCCCGGCCCAAGCAGCCCAUGCCCCGCCCGUGCCACCGCGGGCUUGCUCAUGAGGCCUCUGCUGAGCCGGAGGAAGAAGAACCGAGGCAUCUCCCUGGGACUCUUCACUCUCUGCCUGGCCGCAGUCCGCUGUCUGCAGAGUCAGGGCGUGUCAUUGUACAUUCCCCAGUCCAUCAUCAAUGCCACAGUGGAAGAAGACGUUCUGCUUUCAGUUGAAUACUCCUGCCAUGGGGUGCCCACCAUAGAAUGGAAGUAUACGUCCAACUGGGGUGUGCAGAAGAUUGUGGAGUGGAAACCAGGGACUCAGGCCAACAUCUCACAAAGCCACAAGGACAGAAUCUGCACCUUUGACAAUGGCUCCAUUCAGCUCUUCAGUGUGGGCGUGAGAGAUUCUGGCUACUAUGUCAUCACAGUGACUGAGCGCCUGGGGAGCAGCCAGUUUGGCACCAUUGUGCUGCAUGUGUCCGAGAUCCUCUAUGAAGACCUCCACUUUGUCGCUGUCUUCCUUGCUUUGCUUGCUGCUGUGGCUGCAGUGUUAAUCAGCCUCAUGUGGGUCUGUAAUAAGUGUGUGUAUAAAGUUCAGAGGAAGAGGAGACACAAACUCAAAGAAAGUACAACUGAGGAGAUUGAGCUGCAAGAUGUUGAGUGUUAGCCAAGGCUGUGUCCAAUUACAUUCCUACCUCAAGAGAAAAACAUUUUCCGAUGAAAGAAGUAAACACAGCCAGUCCACCCUAGAGCCAGUGGAGCCAGUUGUCCUAACACAUCAACCCAUUCCUGAUGAGACAGCAUGGAGUUAUAGAUUGAACAAAGUCAGUUCUAGUACUUGCUCUAAAUUCAAGAAGAAUGCUUGAAGCUUUGAGCCAGAGGCCUUGCUUGGCUGCAGCUUUAGGGCCAUGUUGACCCAUAACCAGUGGCAUAAUGCAGGCACUGGCUGCAUUAUCAGUACACUUUGCUCUGGCCUGGGGUCUGGCAUGUUGGAGGAGUCCCUGUAUCUGAGGCCAGAUUAUCGCCAGACCCACAAGUGUGCAGCCAGCAUUUGAACAUGCUUUGUGCUCCUGUCUGCUCUGCAAACUGCUUGUGCCCUCCUAUCCUCCAUGUGAUGGCUCAGGACUGCUUCAUGAGCUGUUGUGAAAAGCUGGAGGAUUUUAGACAAUUCUACUGCCUAAAAAGCAGAGGUAGACAGAGAGAUGUUACUGUGCUGCAGUGAGUUGCUCUGAGUAGGGCAAGCCCGUGUCUUGAAGCUUUGGGGAGAGGCGCUCAUUGAGUUCCUGAGGAGCCAGCUUUGGGUUCAGGAAAUAGAAAACGAUUUUUCUCUUCUUCCAUCAUUCCAACAUUGUCUUUUCCCUCUGAUGGCCUCAAAGGUAGGCCAGUGUGAGUAAAACAACAGCUGAUUUUCACUACAGCUAGCAUCCAUAAUGGGUGGUACAACUGAAAAUCAAUAGGCCAGGGCUUUGGUUCUGUCCUCCUUAAUGACUUCAUGUUUUAAGUCAGGCCCUUACUCUCUCCUUACUGGGCUAAGGUACACUUGGCCCUCACCUACCUCACAAGGUAUCAAAUGAAGCUUACAGCAUAUAUAGAGCUCUUCAAGCAAGAAAAGCAUGAAUCUUCUUCAAGCAUCUGAAAAGCAUCAAGCACUGUAUUAUCAGAGUAUUGGAAAGUGUAAAGAUCCCCUGGGGUACUGGGGCUCUAGGUAAGAUUGGGGACUGGACCCUGUACAGCUGGCCUUGGCCCUUAUUCUAUUCAGUUUCAUGUUUACUCAGAAAGUUUGUCCAUCCCAACUUCAUUUGGCAAGCUGUAAAGCAUGCAAGAACUGUUUUCAAUUCUCUUCUCUCCCCAACAUUCUCAGCUACAGAUCCAAACAAGAUACCACUCUAAUUAUGAUGGAAACCAAAGUUAUUAGCUGUGUCCUCAAGAGGUCAACUGCAAAUUCACUCAUGCAAAGGAGAAGGGGUGCUAGAACUUUCUCUUCUCUUCUCCCUCCCUUUAGGUCCCCAGUGUCCAUAUCUUUUCUACUUCCCAUGUGAUAGGUAAAGAGUUGUCUGGAAAAGUUGGUAUGAGGCCUUUCUCUAAAUAAUGAAUCCAGCACUACAGGAAGGAAUCUUAGUUUAUUUAGACAUGAACUAUCCGGUGAUCUAAAGAAGGGCCCUGAAGGCAUUACUUGAGUUAUGAAAAGGCAGAAAAGCAAUUGGUCUACACAACUAGUUUGCUGGUCUAGCACUGAACAGAAGUUGCUCACAAAGAACCCUCAGGUCAUGCCCUCCUCUCUCACACACACACCUGUCCUCUUUCCCCAGCAGUAGUCAGGGGAACCCCUCCCCAUGCCUGGGCUGCUUUAUUGUAUCAGUCUCCAGUACCAUGAAGGAACAGGGUGUGAAGUACUGGGGACAAAAGGGGAGUAAGGACAAUAUGGUUAUUGCUCUGCUCUCUCAAACACAGAAAGCCUGUCACCAGGAAAUGGAUUUGGAGCUUGGUAGUUGUGGAAAAUGUGUACUCUCUUUAACUCUACUUUUCCAAGCUCUACCCCUUAGCCUAUCAGAAGUCAGGUGGUAAUCCUCAUAAUAAAAGGAGAAACAGAAAGAAUGCCCAGUGAGAGGCCUUCACAGGCAAACACAGAUGUAAAUUAAAUUGUUCCUCCCAAGAAAAUCUCAUCAAAAGUUAUUACAUCAAAAGAGUUUUGUUUCUUUUUUUUUUUUAAAGGGCAUAUUUUGCACUUUUAAGACUCCCUCCACCAUGACCAUUCCUGUGGAAAGUUUUCAAUUCCAGCUUAUGAAGGGGUUUUGUCUUUUUUUAAAAAGAAAAUAUUAAAAUGUAGAGAUUGUCCAGUAUAAGUGUUAAACUUUAAGUUAUGUUUUAAACUGUGGAAAAAAAAAAAAAAAGAUUGUUUUAAAGAAUGACAUAAAACCUGAAAAUAAAGCCCUGGUUCUUUCUGUGUGAAUCAACUGACAGCACAGGCUCCAGGCAUAAGCAAAAACCUGGCCACAACCAUGGGUCUGGCAUGUUUCAAAUAACAAUGGAACUAAUCUCAUUGGUUCUAACUAGACUCAUUCUUCAGUAAUUCAGAAAAACAGCACCUUGCUAGCACCAUCGUUCUCCCCUGCAUUGUAGCCAGGAGCCAAUUUGAAAUUUGUUUUCAGAAUAUUAAUUGUAAUUUGAGUCCUUCCUUCCUACUUCUGGGAAGGGCUGAAACUAGGACAGGACAAUUGUCCAUUUAGUUCAGUGGUACAUAAGAUGCCCUACAGAAUAUAUGUGCUUUGUCAAAAGAAUGCCCUCUUGGGGAUUAUGAUCUAAGAAACCAAAAUGGCAUACAUUGUACUUUCUCAUAUCAUGGUGAUCUCGGCAAGUACUAAAACAGAGAACUUGUAUCCUUUGAAGCCUAUAUAAAAGGAUUAAAACUGAGAGAGCACCUCACCCUUAUUCUGAUUCAAAAUAUCACACAAUGGCAAGGAGAAAGGCAGUGAGAGAUAACAGUUAUUCCAACAUCUUGCCCAGUGCAGGAAUGCAGAGGCUACAAUUUAGAAAAACUAUGUAAGAAGGUAACAAUGGGUAGAGGAAGAGGUGGCAGAAUAGAAUGCUGGGUGAUGAAGACGGAGUAACAAAAUGUGUUACCCAGGGAUGUGACUCAAAACGCACUUCCUCUUCGAUUUGACUGAAAUUCAGUCUCCUUGACAACUUGGGAGGGAUUUUGGAGAAAAGGGAAACCUUGCUGUCAUCAGCUUUUACAUAUCCAGCAUAGAUUUUUUUCUGCUCAGUUACCAGAGAAGCAUCAGACAAGCCUAUGGUUAUUAAAAGCAAAACAAAUCCCCAUGGUUGUGGUUCCCAUUUCAACCCAUAACUCAACUUCCAUUCAAUUUCUAUCCCAGCUGUUAGUCUUCCAAUCCUUGAGAAGGAAAUCAUAGUUGCUGAGGUAACUAUUUCAACUGCCUUUAAAUAAGGUAGGUAGUUUUGGUUUGCUUUAAUGACAUUAGUGACACAUCCUUUAUUAAAAUUCAAAUGCUACUUAAAUCUAUAUACAAAGUAAACAUUCUCCCUUCUUCCUCAACCCUAUUCCCCAGAGGAGACAAUGGUUGAAUUUGGCGUGUAUCUUCUAGACCUGCCUAUGUAUAUAUGAACAUAUUGUCUAUAUACAUAACAUAUAUAUAUAUAUUUACACACACACAAUUUUCUUGUUAGCAAAUGGGAUUAUAUUAUACAUAUCAUCCUACAACUUGCUUGUUUUCCUAGUGUAUCUUUGGAAUUUGUGUCUCUACCCAUCCUAAGCUUCAUUCUUUUUAAUGCCUUUACAAUACAAUCCAUAGCAUGGAUACAUUAUAAUUGUUUGUUUACUGGAAAAUUAUUUUUUAUUCCACAUGAUAUACUCAUAAAUAAAAAUCUUGGGCACACUUUC
This is a messenger RNA of Choloepus didactylus (southern two-toed sloth), 4408 nucleotides long. RefSeq names its product V-set and transmembrane domain containing 5 (gene VSTM5). NCBI's taxonomy places the organism in Eukaryota, Metazoa, Chordata, Mammalia, Pilosa, Megalonychidae. Gene Ontology annotation, biological process: filopodium assembly; positive regulation of excitatory synapse assembly. The record is from RefSeq and is a predicted model, not a curated record. The coding region runs from base 74 to 676 and encodes 200 amino acids. Gene Ontology annotation, cellular component: plasma membrane; axon; dendrite. The transcript is spliced from 4 exons.